This is a messenger RNA of Cuscuta epithymum, 1967 nucleotides long. NCBI's taxonomy places the organism in Eukaryota, Viridiplantae, Streptophyta, Magnoliopsida, Solanales, Convolvulaceae. The record is from the annotation of a GenBank genome assembly.
AUUUGCUUCACCAAAACGGCAGUCAUUGUACCCUGCCUUCCCUUCUGCUAGCUUUACUCCCCUUUUCGGUCUUUAAAACAGACAGCAGCUGAGCUCUUUCACUGGUCCACUCCUUUCCGAAGAGCUUCACCGGUGAAGUAGGAGAGCGUGAGGGCCACCAUUUCCAGCCCUUCGUUGUGAAUUCCGAGAAGGUGGUUUACUGGUUUAGGCCAAUCUUCAAGAUAUGGAGAGAAAGCAAGGAUUUUUCUCCGCCCUGAAAGGGGAGCUCGUCCGAGGACUCUCUCCGGCGAGGUCUCGGAGCAGGAACCCGACUCCCUCGGGUUCGGGUCUUCUUCGAAGCAGACGAGCGAGUCAGGCUCCUCCGCCAGAUGCCUACAUUUCGAGAUCCGGCAGCCUGAGGCCCGGCGGCAACGAGACGCUGUCGCCGUUGAUGGAGGGUCCGGAUCCGAACGGGUCGGAGGGGACUGACUCCAAGAAUGAGAAGUGGGGUCACUGGAUGAAGGGUCAGCUGUCCCGGGCUCCAUCCGUUUCCGUUUCGGGGUCGGGUUUCCAGCAAAGGUCCGAUCUGCGGCUCCUGCUCGGCGUCUUGGGGGCACCCCUCGCCCCUCUGCACGUCAACAACAACGAUUCUUUGCCUCACCUCAGUGUUAAAGACACUCCCCUUGAAACUUCAUCAGCUCAAUACAUAUUGCAGCAAUACACAGCGGCAUCCGGAGGGAUGAAGCUACAAAAUGUGAUUCAUAAUGCAUAUGCAAUGGGGAAGGUUAAGAUGAUGGCAUCUGAUAUAGAGACAGCUACCAAAGUAAUAAAGAGCAAAAACUCUUCAAAAACAGCGGAGAGUGGCGGGUUUGUACUGUGGCAAAUGAACCCUGACAUGUGGUACGUGGAGCUUGCAUUGGGAACCAGCAAGGUUCACGCUGGCUGUAAUGGGAAUCUUGUUUGGCGGCACACACCUUGGCUUGGUGCUCACGCUGCUAAAGGUCCCAUCAGACCUUUGCGUCGUGCUCUUCAGGGACUUGACCCAAGAACCACAGCCAACAUGUUUAUCAAUGCAAAGUGCACGGGAGAGAAGAAGAUCAAUGGAGAGGAUUGUUUUGUCCUCAAACUCUGUGCCGAUCCACACACUUUGAAGGCGAGGAGUGAAGGGCCGGCUGAAAUCAUUAGGCAUGUCCUGUUUGGUUAUUUCAGCCAGAAAACCGGUCUUCUAGUCCACUUGGAAGACUCCCACCUGACCCGAAUCCAAACAAAUGGAGGGGACGCUGUUUACUGGGAGACAACUAUCAACUCGUUCCUAGAUGAUUACAGGCCGGUAGAGGGGAUCAUGAUCGCUCACUCGGGACGGUCAGUUGUAACCCUGUUCCGGUUCGGCGAAACUGCCAUGAGUCACACCAAAACCAGAAUGGAAGAAGUGUGGACCAUAGAGGAAGUGGCUUUCAAUGUUCCUGGACUGUCAGAAGAGUGUUUCAUUCCUCCUGCUGAGCUUAAGAUUGGUGGAUCCUCCAUGGGUGAAGCUUGUGAGUAUUCUCAAGGGCAGAGAGUACAACAAACCAACAUGGCGGCUACCGGGUAUAGAGCAAAAGUUGCUGCAGUGGAUGAUGAAUCGCGCAAUGACAAUGAUGCUAGUAAUCUCUUACUGCGCAUGAGGAUUUGAUGUCAAUUAUUGAUGUCUGGUUGGUUUUAUUCUGGAGGUAAUAUACUGAACUAGGAAGGAGUCAGCUGAUUGAACUCGAAAUUAAACUAGUCUUGUUUUUACCUCAUCAAUCUGUAUAUACAUUUAGUCUCUUUAGUCUCAACCGGGCUUUUUAAUGUAUUUUGAUAUUUUGUCUUGACUUUUGAGGUCAAAGCCUAACUCUUAUUGUUAGCUUUAGUUCUGUGUUUCUUAGAUUGCUUUCAAAUAAUUUCAGUCCAGUGUCAAUCUUCUUAUACUUGCUGCACAGUGACUGAAAAGCAAAAUUGCUUGAUUUCUG